Molecule: messenger RNA, 294 nt
Organism: Penicillium angulare
Lineage: Eukaryota; Fungi; Ascomycota; Eurotiomycetes; Eurotiales; Aspergillaceae
Exons: 2
Coding region: 1-294 (97 amino acids)
Source: RefSeq, a predicted model, not a curated record
AUGGCCACUGUGGAUGACCCGCCGCCCGGGUGGAGCUCAAAGCCUGAGGACCUCGAGUAUGAAGAUGACUGGGAGGCGGAGGAUAGUAUGGCCCAAGAGAUUUGUGAAGAGCUGAAUAUUGGAAGAGGCCGUCCGAUCAUGUAUGAUUGUACAAUCUCUUGCUACCUAUUUGAAGCUGGGGGAAAAUUCUACCUGUGGGAUUGCGUUGGUUAUGGAGUCUUUGAAAUCACCUCUCCGAAAACCCUGGAUGGGAUCAUCAAGACCAUGAAGGAGAAGGGAGACGAUGCUUUGUAG